UUAUUUGACAGCACGUCAAGAUUCCUUAGGAAUUUGCUGAAUCUGUUUAUUUUGGUUACUGCAUUCUUCGUGUUCCUAUUCAGUAAUAAAUACUUAUUCCGCUCCAAUAAUGAGUGACACGGAAUCUAAAUCCGAUAAAAAACCCAUCGUUAUAAAGAAUGCAACUGAUUUACAAAGACUAAAAUUAGAAAAGCUCAUGAAAAAUCCAGACAAGCCAGUGGUGAUACCAGAGCCACCGCGAUCAAAAUCAUUGGCUCCACCUCCCGAUUUUGUUCGCAAUGUGAUGGGUUCGAGUGCUGGCGCUGGUUCGGGCGAGUUUCACGUGUACCGACAUUUAAGACGAAAAGAAUAUGCGAGGCAAAAGUUCAUACAGGAGAAAAGCGAAAAGGAAAAACUUGAUGAAGAAUAUCACAAUAGAAUAGAACAGAAUAGAAAAGCAGCAGAAGAGAAAACCGCUAAAAAAAGAGCUAAGAGACUAAAGAAAAAGAAAAAUGCCAAAUUGAAAGGGAAACAAACAAAAACAGACAAUAAGCAGAAUCCAUCAUCACAGUCUGACAGCAGUAGUGAAGAUGAUGAGACUGAGGAAUCUAAAAAGGACCAAGAUCCUACUUCAACACCUGAAGAAAAGUCUUCAUAACAAGAAAUAUCAACUGAGAAACUAGAAAAUAAGUAAAUUAAAUGAAUUACACUA
Molecule: messenger RNA, 691 nt
Organism: Helicoverpa armigera (cotton bollworm)
Lineage: Eukaryota; Metazoa; Arthropoda; Insecta; Lepidoptera; Noctuidae
Product: PRKR-interacting protein 1 homolog
Exons: 3
Coding region: 110-637 (175 amino acids)
Biological process (GO): negative regulation of protein kinase activity
Cellular component (GO): nucleolus
Molecular function (GO): protein kinase binding; protein kinase inhibitor activity; double-stranded RNA binding
Source: RefSeq, a predicted model, not a curated record